AUGUCACUCUGGUCGCCCUUCUCGCACUCCAUCACCCCCUCGACCGGUCCCAGCCCCGGCCCCUCUGGGACCUUCAACUCCCUCUUCCGCAUGCUAGACGACUUUGACCGGUACGCCCAGCAACAGUUGCAGUCCACAUUCGGAGGGUCGCCGUCCUCCCUCGGAAAAAUGACCCUCAACCCGCGCUUCGACAUCAUCGAGCGCGACAAAGAGUACCACCUGCAGGGCGAGCUGCCCGGCGUGUCACCCGAGAACGUCGAGAUCGAGUUUACCGACGCGCAGACCAUAGUUGUGAGGGGCCGGUCGGUGCGGGAGCAUACCGAGGGUGACCCCUCGCUGGUCGAUGAGUCCAAGCGCAUCGAGAGCACCGAUAAGGGUGCGAAUGGGGCAGAGGGGAGGAAGGAGAAGAAGCAGAAGGCGAGGUAUUGGCUUAGCGAGAGGAGUUAUGGAGAGUUUUCGAGAAUGUUUACGUUCCCGGGACCGGUUGAUCAGGAUGCGGUGAAGGCAAAGUUUAAGAACGGGGUGUUGGAUGUUGUGGUGCCGAAGGCGGAGCGUAAGGGUGGAAGGAGGAUUGAGAUUGAAGGGGAGUGA
This is a messenger RNA of Thermochaetoides thermophila DSM 1495, 591 nucleotides long. Its product is annotated as putative heat shock protein. The transcript has a single exon. Lineage: Eukaryota; Fungi; Ascomycota; Sordariomycetes; Sordariales; Chaetomiaceae. The coding region runs from base 1 to 591 and encodes 196 amino acids. Gene Ontology annotation, biological process: protein complex oligomerization; response to salt stress; response to heat. The record is from RefSeq and is a predicted model, not a curated record.